AGACACAGACGGACAGAUAGACAGCUGACACUACUCUGGGAUAUACUGAACAUAUACUGAACAUAUACUGAACGACAGAGCGGAAAAGGAGAAGGAAGAGGAAACAACCAGAAACUAAAGCACUGUCCCACCAUAUUGACCUGACUGAGGAUAGAGAGAGAGGGGAUGACAAGAUAACAAAACAACCACAACGAGAGAGGGGGAUGAGACAAGAAGAGAAAACACGGAAUCUACUUUGUUUGGAUCAGAGGGACAAUAUCCUUUCCGAGCUUCAACGGCAGAGAGCACAGAGCAAUUUCCUUGGUGUCAGGUUCUGGUGUGGUUGCUGUUAGGGACUUGGAGGUUCCAUGCUACUUCAGUGCCAUUGACAGUGCCAGGGCCCACGGUGUGGUAGUGGUAGCAUUGACUGGCUAAUUGCAGACAGAAGGCAGAGGACUUUGUAGCAAUCUGGGGAUGACACCGCUGUUCUCCUCAAUCAGACAGUGUUCAGCGAGGUGUGUGCUGCAGUCCGGUUACCCUCAGUAAGUUACACUCUCUCCGGGCCGGGCCCUCGCCGCUGCUGCAUUAGGAGCCGCCAAUCAGAACCAACAACCAACUCCACACGGACCGCAGCAGCUGAACUGAGCUCACUGACGGAGCGGGCAGUGAACACGAGACUCAACACAGGGACUGAACACAGUGACUGGAAGCAGCCGUGUGCAGCAGAGAGAGACAUUGUGAUCCUGUAUAAACAUACAGAGGGAGGACAUACGUACAUGUUACAUCUCUACAGUGGGACGGAUAGAGAGAGAGAGAUGUAGCCUAUAGAGUAAUGCUAUACGUGUGAUCCUGUAGGGUGUUUAUAUCACACAGGGAGACUGUAGUCAUUUGUAAAGCAGUUACCAUCACAGUUGGAGACGGUGAUGUGUGAUAUCGAACCGUGGGAGACAAUUUAGCUGAUGACGUGUUUGUGUUGUCAAAAGUAUCAUGUGUGGGGAUGGAGCCCCGAGUUGAGAGAUAUGGGGACAGAAACAGUAUAAUGACUUGUUUCAGAUGGUUUACUCCGAUGAGUCUGUCUGGCUGAUGGAGAGUAAAGAUAUUGGUUUGUUUGGUGUUGGGAUUCUGGUCUGUGGUUUGGCCAUUUGAGUUGUUUAAGCCUGUUGGUUUGUAUCAUUGCUUUGCUCCAUUGAUUUGAUGUUUAGUUAUGUAGUCCUACAUAGCAGAGCAGCUCGGUUGGCAGUAAUUGUGUGCUGAUAGUUCGUAGCAACGUUGUAAGACAUUCUAGAUCGACGCUGUGGUGAUGUUAGAUCGGUGGUGUUUUAUCAAAAGACUGCAGCUCUGAAGAAUCGUGCGUGUUGUGUACUGGUAAAACCCUGGCUUUGUUGUGUGUCACUGCAGACCUCGUUGUGCUCUGCUCUGCUCUGCUGUGUUGUACGGCGCCUGUGUCCUGUGUCACAGAGGAAGCAUUGAUCAGACAGCUACUGAGGCUCAAUACACAAUGAGGCCUGGCCCGAGAUCUCUCCUCCUCCCCACCCCCCUCUCCCUCUCCCUGCGUGCCCUGCUCCUGCUCUGCCUUACGCCGCGUUGCCAAGCGGUGCAGGCUGAGAAUGUGACAGUGUUGGAGGGAGGCACGGCCCAGAUCUCCUGUCGUCUGCAGAACUAUGACGGCUCCAUCGUGGUCAUCCAGAACCCUCGCAGACAGACCCUCUUCUUCAACGGCACACGAGCGUUGAAGGACGACCGUUUCCAGAUGGUUCUCUUCACUCCCCGUCUGGUGCGCAUCACCCUCACCAACGUGAGCGUGUCGGACGAGGGCGGCUACUUCUGCCAGCUCUACACCGACGACACCCACCACCAAGUGGCCACUCUGUCCGUGUCCGUCCCUCCCGACACCCCCACGGUGGAGGUGAGGCAGGAGGCCGUGGAGGGGGGCGAGGUGGAGCUCACCUGCCUGUCGCCGCGCAGCAAGCCCCCCGCCACGCUGCGUUGGAUCAGGGACCGCCGGGAGAUACCAGGUGUGGUGUCCCAGCAGGAAAAUGGGAAGACAGUGAGUGUGUCCAGCACCAUCCGUCUCCCUGUGGAGAGAAAAGACAACGGGGCAGCGGUCAGCUGUGAGGCAUCCCACCCCGCCCUGGGGGGGCAGAAGAGGGUCCGCCACUACCGCCUCGACGUCCACUUUGCCCCCACAGUGAGGAUCAUCCCUCCCCCUGGCAUCCUCCGAGAGGGAGACUCUCUCAGCCUCACCUGCUCCAUCACUGGAAACCCACUGCCUAGAGAUGUCCAGUGGACUAGGAUUAAUGACACCUUACCUGAGAGGGCGGAGAUCUCUGGCCCCACCCUCCAAGUGUCCCGUCUCAGCCAAUCACACAACGGGACCUACCUGUGUCAGGCGCAGAACAACUACGGCCGUGCCGCCGACCACUACACGCUGCUGGUGUACGAGAAUGUGUCUGUCACUACCAUGGUACUUCCCACCUCCCAUCAUGCCACCUCCCACCCAACCACCCUCCUCCUAACCCCCAGCUACGCACCGGACCCCCGAGACCCCGGGGCAGUGAUUGAGACCCACAGUGCAGUACCGUACGCUGUGAUAGGGGGCGUUCUGGCUCUGCUGGUCUUCACCGUCAUCUGUGUUCUCAUCGUCACCGUCUGGUGCUCUGUCCGACAGAAAGGUUCAUAUCUUACCCAUGAGGCCAGUGGGUUGGACGAGCACGGGGAGGUCCAGGAGGCUUUCCUCAACGGGAAUGAUGCCAGUCAGGGCAAGAAGGAGUACCUACUGUAGCCUCCAUCCCCAAAACCCACACCCCUCCCCCAACACGCCAUGACGGGUGGCCUUCUGAGUCGACUGUAAUACUACUGCACACAGACCACAUUACAGACCACAACACAGACCACAACACAGACCACAACAGGGACCGAAAGAGAGACGAUCCGUCCAGCCCUUACAUUACAACUGUGCCAUACUGUAGGUGUACUGGAGGAAGGAGCGAGGGAGGAUGACAGAGAUAGGGGAAAGUGAUAAUAGGGUCAUUAUUUUGAUAGAGCGAAGAGAUAACAAGAAAGAGAGCCUCAGCACUUUCCUCCCCUGUGGUAAUUGGAGAGGGAGGGAGAGAGAGAGAGAGGAAAGAGAAAAAAAUUCAAUUUCCAAAAUGUUCAAUCCAUAACUGGCACAGACAAACAGGUGGGGUGGGUAUGAUUUCCAGAAACUAUUGAGUUUGAAUGCUCAAUUUGAUUACUUGAAAUUGCCAAAGCACAUCAGCCUACAGAGAGCAGCUCAUCUAUAAUUAUUUGACAACAUUGCAGAGUGUUACCCUGAAAGUCUCUUAAAGUAUUUCUGAACUAUUCAGUCAAUUCUGCAGACGGCCCAGGUAUUGUAUUUGCCGUCCGUUCUAGGGAGUCUGCCAAUGUUUUCUGGGUAAUUUAGAAACCUUCCCGUUAUGAAUGACUGCUUUCCUCGCAGAACAGAACUGUUGUUUCUCUUCUUUGAAUUGUCUCUCUCUUUCUCCCUCCCUCUCUCUUCACCUCUCUUUCUAGUCCUCUUCUUCCCCCUUGUUCCCUCCCUCCCUCUCUCUUCACCUCUCUUUCUUGUCCUCUUCUUCCCCCUUGUUCCCUCCCUCCCUCUCUCUUCACCUCUCUUUCUAGUCCCCGUCUUCCCCCUUGUUCCCUCCCUCCCUCUCUCUUCACCUCUCUUUCUAGUCCCCGUCUUCCCCCUUGUUCCCUCCCUCUCUCUUCACCUCUCUUUCUAGUCCUCUUCUUCCCCCUUGUUCCCUCCCUCCCUCUCUCUUCACCUCUCUUUCUAGUCCCCGUCUUCCCCCUUGUUCCCUCACUCCCUCUCUCUUCACCUCUCUUUCUAGUCCUCUUCUUCCCCCUUGUUCCCUCCCUCCCUCUCUCUUCACCUCUCUUUCUAGUCCCCGUCUUCCCCCUUGUUCCCUCCCUCCCUCUCUCUUCACCUCUCUUUCUAGUCCCCAUCUUCCCCCUUGUUCCCUCCCUCCCUCUCUCUUCACCUCUCUUUCUAGUCCCCGUCUUCCCCCUUGUUCCCUCCCUCCCUCUCUCUUCACCUCUCUUUCUAGUCCUCUUCUUCCCCCUUGUUCCCUCCCUCCCUCUCUCUUCACCUCUCUUUCUAGUCCCCGUCUUCCCCCUUGUUCCCUCCCUCUCUCUUCACCUCUCUUUCUAGUCCUCUUCUUCCCCCUUGUUCCCUCCCUCCCUCUCUCUUCACCUCUCUUUCUAGUCCUCUUCUUCCCCCUUGUUCCCUCCCUCCCUCUCUCUUCACCUCUCUUUCUAGUCCCCGUCUUCCCCCUUGUUCCCUCCCUCCCUCUCUCUUCACCUCUCUUUCUAGUCCUCUUCUUCCCCCUUGUUCCCUUCCUCCCUCUCUCUUCACCUCUCUUUCUAGUCCCCAUCUUCCCCCUUGUUCCCUCCCUCCCUCUCUCUUCACCUCUCUUUCUAGUCCUCUUCUUCCCCCUUGUUCCCUUCCUCCCUCUCUCUUCACCUCUCUUUCUAGUCCUCUUCUUCCCCCUUGUUCCCUUCCUCCCUCUCUCUUCACCUCUCUUUCUAGUCCCCAUCUUCCCCCUUGUUCCCUCCCUCCCUCUCUCUUCACCUCUCUUUCUAGUCCCCGUCUUCCCCCUUGUUCCCUCUCUCUCUCUCUGUCUUUAUCUCUCCUCUAUUGUUGGCCAAUAAAGAAAGGAUUAGUGCCAGUCUCCUUUCGUGAGUUAGAAGAAAGGGAACAUAAGUCGACGAGACACAUUAAGGAAAAUCAUAAUUAUUUUAAAAUGCCCUUAAAGGGAUAAAAAUGUUACAAUGUCUUAUAGAGAAACAAAACGAGUGAAAGGAAAGUAAUGAAUAAAGAAAAAUACAUGAUGGAUAUUUUUCUGAAUGCCAUGCACACACACACACACACACACACACACACACACACACACGCACACACGCACGCACACAUGCACGCACAACCUCACACACACACGCACGCACACACGUACACGCACACACGCACACACGCACACACACACACAUACAUACAUACAUACAUACAUACAUACAUACAUACAUACAUACAUACAUAUCUCUCAAUUCUUUAUUUGUAUAAAAAUGUAAACAGUAAGAUAACUUAAAUUAAUCUUUUAAGAAAUUGAGAAAAAAACAGUUUACUAUUGAAAGCGUUAUGAAGCUACUAUACUAACACAUUAUUAGCCUCGAGGUACAAAAACAAACUAGUGUCCAGUGAUCAAAACAGAAAAUAUGAAGAAAAAAUUUGUCUUUAUGAAAUACCUGAGGUCUUAUUGAUUUUUUUAUUAAUUCUUGUUAUUAUUUGGACUAUUAUGAUUGUUAUUAUUAUUACUGUUAUGAUUGUUAUUAUUAUUACUGUUAUGAUUAUUGUAAAUGUUAUAACUGUACACCUCCCAUGUUUGUUGUUUUUGGUUCUUCUAUAGAAACUGCUGUCUUUCCACUUCUCUCUGACUCUAUCUCUCGAGUUCUUUCUAUCUUUGUCUCCUGUGUCUAUUUGUCCCUUCUUCUCGUCUUUCACUACUGUUUAUUUUAUAGUCAUGUUGAUAUAGCUAACUUUUUCUUUAUAGGGGAAAAGAUACAAAGCACGACAAAAUAAAAAAAUACUUCAGAAAUAACACAG
This is a messenger RNA of Oncorhynchus masou masou (cherry salmon), 5602 nucleotides long. Its product is annotated as cell adhesion molecule 4-like. Gene Ontology annotation, biological process: regulation of Rac protein signal transduction; regulation of wound healing; negative regulation of peptidyl-tyrosine phosphorylation. Gene Ontology annotation, molecular function: vascular endothelial growth factor receptor 2 binding. The transcript is spliced from 9 exons. Gene Ontology annotation, cellular component: cell-cell contact zone. Lineage: Eukaryota; Metazoa; Chordata; Actinopteri; Salmoniformes; Salmonidae. The record is from RefSeq and is a predicted model, not a curated record. Bases 1478 to 2761 code for a protein of 427 amino acids.